Messenger RNA from Cucurbita pepo subsp. pepo (vegetable marrow), 1371 nucleotides. Its product is annotated as microtubule-associated protein RP/EB family member 1B. NCBI's taxonomy places the organism in Eukaryota, Viridiplantae, Streptophyta, Magnoliopsida, Cucurbitales, Cucurbitaceae. The record is from RefSeq and is a predicted model, not a curated record. Gene Ontology annotation, molecular function: microtubule binding.
AAAUAAUUAAUUAUUCUUUUUUCAAAAUUAGAUCCCAUCCUAAAAAGUAAAGCGAAUAUGAGCUAUUAAUCUCUGUUUAAUUUGUUAUCGGCGUGGAACGCUCAUUUCCCUCCACCGUUCAAAUUCCAUAUUCCGUUUGGAAAAUGUUAAGAUCUUCCAAAUGGGUUUUUUUUUUUUCUUUUUGAAAUUUGUUUAAAGCAUCGUUUCCCCCUUGAUGAUGUAAGGCCAUAAGCCGCCUUCUUAAUGCCGUCGUCCUUCCUUCCCAGUUUAUUUUAAACAUUUUUGUGCUUUCCCCUCUCUUCCCAUCUGCAUUUUUUUUCUUUCCCAUUUUUAUGAUUUGGGUCUUCUGGGAAUUGCUUUGGGACUAUGGCUUCCAAUAUUGGAAUGAUGGACAGUGCUUAUUUUGUCGGUAGGAAUGAGAUUUUGACAUGGAUCAACAAUUGCCUUCAACUCAAUCUCUCUCGCAUUGAAGAGGCUGCAUCCGGGGCUGUGCAGUGUCAGAUGAUUGAUAUGACCUACCCAGGAUCUGUCCCAAUGCAUAAGGUCAAUUUUGAUGCCAAAACUGAAUACGAUAUGAUCCAGAAUUACAAGGUGUUGCAGGAUGUAUUCAAUAAGUUGAAAAUUGAAAAGCAUAUUGAAGUCAAUAGGCUUGUAAAAGGUAGAACACUGGAUAACUUGGAAUUCUUGCAAUGGCUGAAACGCUACUGUGAUUCAGUAAACGGUGGCAUAAUGAAUGAAAACUAUAACCCCGUGGAGCGGCGAUGUAAGGGUGUAAAGGGUGGAGUGAUGAUGAAGGGCUGCCAGAAGGCCGCUAAAUCACUGCAAACACAUAAUAUACAUAGCCCUGGCUCUUGUGACCCAGUUGAACCAAGAUCGAAGCCGGGGAAGAACGGCGUAACGAGCAGGGCACAUUCUUCUGGAGAGAUUCAAGCGUUGUCCAAGGAGAUUACAGAACUGAAACUGUCUGUGGAUCUCUUGGAAAAAGAAAGAGAUUUCUACUUUGCAAAAUUAAGGGACAUAGAAAUCUUUUGUCAGAUGCCUGAAUUAGAAGAGCUCCCGAUGGCAGCAGCAAUCAAGCUGAUUUUGUAUGCAGCAGACGCCAAGGAGUCAGCACUAGCUGAGGCUCAAGAGUACAUAUACCAAUCAAAGAACACUACCAACGUUGAAGAUGAAAAUGAGGAGUGAAUUUGAAGUUUCCCACAAAAUUUGAGCUUAAACAUUGAGAGAAAACAAGGCUGAAUCAUUGCCAAGCAACUCUACAGUUGUUAUAUGUGUUUGUCUCAAGAAUCAUGAUUGUUAACUGGCCAUUGACCUGACCAUUGGAUUUGUAAUAACAGAACGCUCAUCAUAAGCUUGUUGUUAUGUUCUUUC